Striga hermonthica is the source of this 435-nucleotide messenger RNA. The record is from the annotation of a GenBank genome assembly. NCBI's taxonomy places the organism in Eukaryota, Viridiplantae, Streptophyta, Magnoliopsida, Lamiales, Orobanchaceae.
AUGGCGGCGCCAACUGAAUCCGUCCAGUGCUUCGGCCGCAAGAAAACCGCAGUCGCGGUCACCCACUGCAAGCGCGGCCGCGGCCUGAUCAAGAUCAACGGUGUACCGAUCGAGCUUAUCCAGCCUGAGAUCCUCCGCUACAAGGUGUUCGAGCCGAUCCUCCUCCUCGGCCGCCACCGCUUCGCCGGCGUUGACAUGCGCAUCCGCGUGAAGGGCGGCGGUCACACCUCCCAGAUCUACGCCAUCCGCCAGUCCAUCUCGAAGGCCCUCGUCGCCUUCUACCAGAAGUACGUCGACGAGCAGUCGAAGAAGGAGAUUAAGGACAUCCUCGUGAGGUACGACAGGACCCUUCUGGUGGCCGACCCGAGACGCUGCGAGCCGAAGAAGUUUGGUGGGCGUGGUGCUCGCGCGAGGUUCCAGAAAUCCUACCGUUGA